CUACUCCGUACCUACAGUUUAUGUAUUGUCAGAAGCGAAGUUAUCCAUCCAAGGAGGGAUCCUUUUGUGUCGGCCCAGCGAGACUCAGGCUCAUGUCCACUGACCAACCUCUCCGUUGAGACGGUCUUGAUUCAACCAUAAACAUAAAAACCAACUUUAGCACCAACAUACACCCGCCUGGACUCUGCAACCUAGUGGUCUAUAUGUCUGAUUCACGGAUGCUGGCCUCCAGUACUUCAACCCCUGCUGUUCUAGAAAACCGACAAAAUGCGGCGCACCAGCAUACGCCUGCCAAAGGCUUCUUGGAGAGGCUCCGAGGGCAGGCAGGGUCACAAUACGAGAAAAACACAUCUGUGCACCCUAGUAGUAUCGGGCCUCACCCUCCUCGCGAACAGUUAAAGGAACGCAGGGAGACAAGUAUUCGUUGGGCACCGCUCAAUAUUGGCCUGGAGCGCCGCUUGCAGACUUUUGUGGUUCUAUGCCACACCCUCACAAUAGCGAUCUUUCUAACGGUUUUCUUUUUCACCUGUGCAAUUCCUCUAUUCUGGCCUCUUCUUCUGCCUUAUCUGGUUUACACCUCACUUUUCUCAACUGCAGCUACAUCAGGAAGUCUGAGUGGCCGGUGUAACUUGUUACGUUCACUUGGUGUGUGGUCAAUAUAUGCAUCAUACUUUCCAGCUCAGUUGCAUCGCUCGGAACCUCUUCUUCCUACUCGGAAAUAUAUAUUUGGAUAUCACCCUCAUGGAAUAAUAUCCCAUGGCGCGUUCGCAGCGUUUGCGACCGAAGCUCUUGGGUUCUCAAGGCUCUUUCCAGGAAUUACAAAUACACUGCUUACCCUUGACUCAAAUUUUCGAAUUCCCCUUUACAGGGAAUAUGCACUUGCCAUGGGAAUUGCCAGUGUUUCGCGUGACUCAUGUGAGAACCUGCUCACCAAUGGUGGCAUAGAUGGCGAGGGGAUGGGCCGCGCUAUUACCAUUGUUAUAGGCGGUGCACGCGAGUCACUUGAUGCCCUCCCAAACACCUUGCGCCUUGUGCUCAAAAGGCGUAAGGGCUUUAUAAAGUUGGCUAUUCACACAGGCGCUGAUCUCGUACCAGUUUUGGCAUUCGGUGAAAAUGAUUUGUAUGAACAAGUUCGUUCUGAAAAUCACCCCCUCAUACACAAACUUCAGAUGCUGGUCAAGAGUAUAAUGGGAUUCACCAUCCCAUUAUUCCAUGCACGAGGCGUAUUUAAUUAUGAUGUGGGGUUGAUGCCAUAUCGUCGACCGUUGAACAUUGUGGUUGGUCGUCCAAUUCGGGUUAUACAGCAACAUGAUAGGGGCAAGAUCAAUGAUGAAUACAUCAAUCAUCUCCAUACCUUGUAUGUCCAGGAGCUGGAAAGGUUGUGGGAAGAAUGGAAAGAUGUAUACGCCAAAGAUAGAACAUCAGAAAUUGAGAUUGUUGCUUGAAUGAAAGGAUAUCAAAGAAAAAAAUGACGACGUGGAUGUGAAUUAUGAAUAUACAUUGUCCCAUAGUUUUCGGAUUUUUAUGUAGGGGCUGACUGGAAGUGGGACCUAGGUAUACAACCUCUAAUGACAGCUUGAGUCUCAGGAAUGAAGGCGUAACAACUUGAGAACUGGCAGAGACAUGUUUAUUAUUGCAGGUCCAAUUUCAUUAUGCUCUU
Aspergillus heteromorphus CBS 117.55 is the source of this 1660-nucleotide messenger RNA. Its product is annotated as diacylglycerol acyltransferase type 2A. The transcript has 3 exons. Gene Ontology annotation, cellular component: endoplasmic reticulum membrane. Gene Ontology annotation, biological process: triglyceride biosynthetic process. The record is from RefSeq and is a predicted model, not a curated record. NCBI's taxonomy places the organism in Eukaryota, Fungi, Ascomycota, Eurotiomycetes, Eurotiales, Aspergillaceae. Gene Ontology annotation, molecular function: diacylglycerol O-acyltransferase activity. Bases 204 to 1445 code for a protein of 413 amino acids.